CAGUCCAAAAUCUAAAUCCCCAACGAGGCUCCGCGCUCCCUCUCCAAAAACAUACCAGGUGAGUGGAAAUAGCAAUUUCGCUGAAGUGUUGUAAAGGGUUUAGAAGAGGGUUUAUUGUUGAAAAAACACAGACCACUAUCAUGGCGAUGAAGAAUUCACUGUGCAGAUGCAGAGUACUUGCAAAAAUCGCUACCUCACAACCAACUACAAGGCGAAUCUCUCCUCCACUAAUUCUCCUGCUUCAACAAUCAUCUUGUUACUCCACCAACGAAAAGGAGCACAACCCACCAACAACUACACUAAAAAAAACACCACCUUUAUACAAGAAAUCACCUUCUUCUACAGAUUUUCCAAGGCCCAAAGAAAUCCCAUUUCAAGCAAAGGUUGCUAAUUCCAUUAACUUAAUUGGGUAUAUCGAUAUGCCUAUUCAAACCCAAGUUUCAUCUCCUGAUGAAAAGUUUCGGGCUGCCACUGUUAUCACCCAGGAACCUUCUUAUCAUUCUCCUGCUCUUCGGAUUCCAAUCAUAUUUGAAGGUGAUUUGGCCCAUAUUGCUGCUUCACACUUGAAGAAAGGAGAUUUUGUCUACAUAGAUGGGCAGUUAAGUACUGACCCCCCUCCUUUCCCUGAGAUGCAGGAUCAAACCCAAGUUCAGGUUUUGGUGAACAGUAUCAACUUUAUUGAGGGGUCUUUCCAAGUGAAGAAAAGUAUACUCGAGCAGCAACUAGAAGUGCCCUUAGAUGAUGAUGCCAGCAUGAAGAGAAAAGGUGAAUCUGGAUCGAAUUCCUGGACAGACCUUCUUGAAAAUCCAAAUCAGUGGUGGGAUUAUCGUAGUAGUAAGCGCAGUGGAUUGGUAAAACCAAAGCACCCAGAUUUUAAACACAAGAAUAACAACCAGUCCGUCUGGCUUACUGGGGCACCAAGUUGGAUUUUUUCAGGACUUGAGAAGGUGAAAUUUGAUGUUAAGACUGCCCUACCAACACAAACAAAGCAGCAAAAAGAGGAAGAAUGCUGGAAGGACUUGGUGGAAAACCCUCAUAAAUGGUGGGACAACAGGGUUGACAAGAAAAACCCAAAAUCUCCGGAUUUCAAGCACAAAGAAACUGGUGAAGGAUUGUGGCUUGACACAUCACCAGCUUGGGUGCUCCCAAAGUUGCCGCCUACAAAAGGUGCAGAAAAUGUUGCUGGCACUGAGGGAUACAAUGCUCUAUUGAGCCAAGGAAGGACAUAAGUCACUUCUAUAAGCUGAUCAGGAAAUUGUCUUAUAUAGGUUGUCCAAGUUCUCCAAUACCAGAUAUAUGAAGAAUCUGAAAAUGAAAAGAAGCUUCUAGCUUUUAAUGUGUUGGCUGCUAUGUACUAGCGGAUCAUGCAAUCAUUCUUCCUGAUCUUGUGACUUGCAGAUGCUGUAUAUCCAUGCCAAAACGGGUUUCAUCAAAAUGGCAAGUGGUAAGCUUGUAGCGAUGCUUCCUUAGCUAUAAACAUAAUGAGAUAAUGCACAAAGAACAGACAAUCGAAAUGACUUGAUGAUGUUUUGAGAUUUGAGAUCGAAUUAAGUAGGAAUUUUCAAGUUCGAAAAGGGACAGCUGAUACUUGAGAGAACUUUUUGUUUAACAAUGUGGUGAAAACGCUAUAUUUGAAUCUAAAUAGUUAUUACUAAUUUA
This is a messenger RNA of Populus nigra (black poplar), 1659 nucleotides long. RefSeq names its product protein OSB2, chloroplastic-like. The record is from RefSeq and is a predicted model, not a curated record. The transcript is spliced from 8 exons. Gene Ontology annotation, cellular component: mitochondrial nucleoid. NCBI's taxonomy places the organism in Eukaryota, Viridiplantae, Streptophyta, Magnoliopsida, Malpighiales, Salicaceae. Gene Ontology annotation, biological process: mitochondrial DNA replication; positive regulation of helicase activity. Gene Ontology annotation, molecular function: single-stranded DNA binding. Bases 141 to 1229 code for a protein of 362 amino acids.